AGCCCCCCUCGUUGCUCAGGCGACGUCUGUGAAGCGCCGGCUCUCCGGGGCGGUUUUAUUUUGAAACACUCAGCCGGGGCCUCGGCUUUUUAUUCGCGCUACGCUAACGCUGCUGAGAGCGAGCAGGCGGAGAGGAACGGCAUCUAAAAAAGCGACUUGGAAAAACUACUUAGCGAGUUUUGGAGUCCUAGUUGGCUGUGAGGGGCCACCAGCAUGAGCCAAGAGACACUGGUGUCUGAUGGAGACUCUGCUCAGGAUGUCCCUGACUUUAACUGGGAUGAUUACCUGGAGGAGACUGGAGCCGUGGCCGUGCCGCAUCACAGCUUCAAACAUACUCCAGGCAUGAAGCUGGAGGUAUGCGUGCGCUCCGAGGCUGACAGCCCUUACUGGGUGGCAAAUAUCAUCACCACAUGUGGACAGCUGCUUCUUUUACGCUACGAGGGAUACCAGGAUGACCGCCGUGCUGACUUCUGGUGUGACAUCAUGACGGCAGACCUCCAUCCUUUGGGUUGGAGCCGGCAGCACGGCAAGACAAUGAGGCCCCUGAGGGUGUGCGUGGAGAAGCAUCAGGACUGGGAAGCUUUGCUGGAAAGCCUUGCUGAGGAGUGCAGCGUGCCUGCCAGCCUGCUGGAAUUGCCCCAGCGCGGUAGAGACCCAGUGGAGCUUCUGUGUGCGGGCUGCUACGUGCUCCAGGAUAGCGUUGACCCAGGGCUGGCUUGGGCUGCCGAGGUGGAGGAGAAUGUCGGAGGAAGGUUGAAGCUGCGGCUUGUAGGCACAGAGGGUCUCCCAGACACACCCGCAACCCUCUGGCUCUUUUAUCUCCACCCACGCCUACACCCACGCUGGGCCAAAGAGCACGGCUGUACCCUCAGGCCUCCUUCAGACCUGCUAGCUCUGCGGACGGGGGAGGAGUGGGAGGAGGUGAGACAGAGGAUCAGUGACCUGCCUCAGGAUGAAGCUCUGACUGCAGAGUUAACUAAAGAACAGCCCGCCGUCGCUGCUCAUUGUUUCAAAGAAGGGAUGAAACUGGAAGCUGUUGACCCUGCUGCUCCCAUUUCCAUCAGGCCUGCAACUGUCACCAGGGUAACAGAGUUUCCCAUUAAAUCUGUGUCUUCUGUGCUGCAAUUUUUUUUCUCCUGUUUACUGAGCGUUUGCUUUAGUUAA
Molecule: messenger RNA, 1164 nt
Organism: Archocentrus centrarchus (flier cichlid)
Lineage: Eukaryota; Metazoa; Chordata; Actinopteri; Cichliformes; Cichlidae
Product: scm-like with four MBT domains protein 1
Biological process (GO): negative regulation of DNA-templated transcription
Cellular component (GO): nucleus
Molecular function (GO): chromatin binding; histone binding
Source: RefSeq, a predicted model, not a curated record